Molecule: messenger RNA, 789 nt
Organism: Diatraea saccharalis (sugarcane borer)
Lineage: Eukaryota; Metazoa; Arthropoda; Insecta; Lepidoptera; Crambidae
Source: the annotation of a GenBank genome assembly
CUCAUUCGCAGCUCAGCAUCUUGUAACAUCAGUAGUGAAGUAAUUUGUGCGACUCGCUCUCAAUAUGUUGUCCUUUGUCAUUGUUUUAGUGGUGUUAUGUGCAGGAGUACACAGUCAGAACGCCGCCUCCUACACCAUUAACUCUGACGGCACCACCAACAUUGCUGGCAAGAUUGGGUUGGCAGGAAACGAUCAAAAUGCAUUAAGCGCCUUAAUCUCCAAGUCAUCCACGGGAGCGAUUAGUAAAGGACUUGCUUGGGAUAAUGCGAACGGCCAUGGGCUAUCUGUGUCGCAGGCUAAUAUCCCAGGUUUCGGCAGUCAGUUGACCGGCGCGGGGAAGCUGAACUUGUUACACAACGAGAACCACAACCUGAAUGCGAACGCCUUCGUUACCAAAAAUAUGCCGAACAUUCCUCAAGUGCCUAACUUCAACACCGUCGGCGGCAAUCUCGAUUAUACGUUUAGGGAUCGAGUGGGUGCUACCCUGGGCGCCGCCAGGACCCCAUUCCUGCAGCGGACCGACUAUUCAGCGAUGGGCAAGCUGAACCUGUUCCAGUCACCCUCCACCUCUGUAGACCUUAACGCUGGUUUCUCUAAAUCCGUGUCACCACAUUUCAACACUAAGUGGGAACCUUCAGGAGGAUUAUCUUUCACCAGAUUUUUCAAUGGGAAAUGAGACUUACACAUUCGGCAACCGAAUCGUAGAGUUUAUCUUUCGGUUGAUUUACUUUAGCUAGUCAUUUUUGUAAAUAAUAUUGAUGUGAAAAAUAUUUUUAAGUUGAAAAACUU